AUGGGUUUACCCCCACAGGCCAGUCUCCGUGCCAUAUUUAAUGGCACGGAGGUGGAAGAAGAUAAGGAGGUAGAUGUGGUCGGAACCUGCGCAUCGUUCUGCGAUCCAGAUACGUAUCCUAGUGCUGAGCGUCUUUUAGACCUGCCUAGAGAUAUGGUUGUCGCUGUGGGACUCCAUCCGAAGACGAAGUUUCAGAGCUCCCGAAGCAUGGAUGACUGUUUCCGUCACUUGCGGAAACUAGUCCAGCAUGACCGGAUAACCGCAGUUGGAGAGGUUGGACUGGACCACAGUGUACCGAUGAGGGACUGGCAUGACCAAAUGGUACACCUAAAGAAGAUCCUACCCUUAGUGACGACCAGGCAUGUGCUCGUACUUCACUGCCGUGGUAUGAGCCAUGACAACGGGACUGAGGUGUACAUGCUUCUAUUGAGUCUCGUGAGACAGGGAGUGUCGCAGGACCAGAGGAUAUAUCUUCAUUGUUUCAAUGGAGAUAGGUAUGUCCUGGACCAAUGGACUACGGCAUUCCCAAACCUCUACUUGGGAUUCACCCGACUCGUAACCUCAUUCUCUCCACAUCAGUCAGAGGCACUUAGGAAGGCGGAAGAGGGACGGAUAUUGCUGGAGACCGAUGCCCCGUACUUUUCCGUUCGGGGGAGACCAUGGUCAGCACCAAACCAGCUAUACUCCGUAGCAGAAUCUGUGGCAGCUGUACUCCAGAUGACCCCAGAGCGACUCCUGGAGAUCACCACAGCCAACGCCAGGAAACUAUUCCGCCAGACUUGCCGGUUGUUACACGUGGUACUCAACACCGUUCCGAGAGUUUGCCUGGUCCACACAGCUACUUUGUUGGAUAGUGCACCCGAGGACGCCAAACCAUUCCAUGACAUUCCCGGGCCAAGAGGCAUAUACAACAUACCAUACCUCGGCACAAUGUUACAAUUCAAGCCGUUCACUGACAUUGGUGCCCGGGAUGUAGAAAGCCUUCUACGGACGUUCCGGGACCGGUACGGGGACAUAUCGAAGUUCCGGAUGGGGAGUGACUACUGUGUGUGUAUUUCGUCACCCGAGCUGUGUCAACAGGCAUUGUCUGUUACUCCAAAGUUUCCGGAGCGGUUCAGCCUUCCUAUCUGUAACGCGUUCUACGAGAGAACAGGGGAACAGCCGGGCCUCUUAUUACUAAAUGGUGAAGAGUGGGCCCGUGUCCGAAAACCUACACAGAGAUUGACCAACCGACCUACCAGUCUGGAGCCAUACUUACCGAAAAUCAGUAUCGUAGCAGACGACUAUGUAGAAACGCUCCGAAAGUCUUUGGUUAUGGACGAUGUACAACAAUCCUUAUACCGCUUCACCACUGAAAGUGUCGGCAUGCUUUGUUUCAACAAGCGUCUCGGGUGCCUUGACGGUGGACAUCGGUUGGACACCAUCAUCUAUGGUCUUGACAUUUUCGUGGAAGCUGUGGAGAAAGACCUGAGGGCCAUAGUGAGGCCGCAUAAAUACCUCAAAUUGAAGACGCCGUUUUACAGAAAGUUCGAAGAAAGUUUCCUAGCAUUAAGAAAUCUAUGUAAAGAACACGUGACGGAACUUAUUGCGGAGUUUUGUCGCUUGGAGGAGGAGGGAAAGCUUAAGGAAUACAUGGAAAAAGACCCCAACAUGGUAUUCACUCUUCUACAGGACCGAAGCCUUGACGAGGGAACCGUCACUACAACUGUUACAGACAUGUUCAUUGCUGGCGUAGAUUCUGCAGCGAAGACGUUAAGUUUAGUGCUACAGAAUCUUGCCAUCAAUCCUGAUAAGCAGGAUAAAUUGUAUGAGGAGCUCCAGGAAGCGGGUCUGACUGCGGGACAGCCUCUCACCAAUACAGUUCUGUCAUCACUACCCUACCUGAAAGCAUGCAUCAAGGAGUCUAUGAGGCUACAUUACCCGUCCUCUGGGGGACUUCUGAAGAACCUAUCCCAGGACAUGACCAUAGGAGGAUACCACAUCCCUGAGAAAACAAACGUACUGAUAGCUAACGCCGUAAUGGUGAAGGACGCUCGCUACUUUGACGAUCCCGAGGAGUUUAUACCUGAACGCUGGAUUCGCACCGAUGUCUCAACAUCACAGGUUAUCAAAGCGUUUUCUAAUUUGCCAUUUGGCCAUGGAAACAGAAAUUGUGUUGGAAGACGAUUUGCCGAAAGGGAGAUGCAAAUUGGUAUUGCAAAGCUGAUACAGAACUUCAGAGUCCGCCUCCCUCCCGGAUGUGCUUUUGUAUCGCACGACUACCAGACUUUUGCAGCCCCUAAGGGUAAACUAACCCUGCUGUUGGAGAACAGGGUGUGCUGACUGGAAGUACCAGCUGUUUAUCGUGAUUAUUAUUUACAUGUACCAGUUUACCGCCUUCGCACCAUUCCGUGGAUAAACAAAGUCGAUACAUUGAAGCCAGUUUUUUCUUUCGAAGUGAUAUUAUUUAUAGAGUACACUCAGAUGUAUCAUGCUUUCUAUAGAGGGCGAUGAGUGUAUCUAUAUCAAUUAAUCUCAUAUAGUUAUAGCUACGAUUAUGUUUGACAAUUUGUGUAUCUAAUAUCAAACUCAUGUUACAAUAUCAUGUUAUUAGUCUACUACUUCGAGAGGAUUACGCCAGAGUGGUACGUUAUGACUGGUGAACAAAUUAAGUUGGAUCGGUGGUACAAGAUACAAACGGACCUAAAUCUAUUUGCAAACAUAUUAAAUCUGGUACCAUCCAGGAAAUGAUACCAGACAUUACUCAUCACAGAUAUGUCCGUGUAAAAUACAUUAUUGAAAGCUUUGAGUUUCCUGCUGUACCAUACAACUUCAUAUCUAGGAGGUUUCAGACAAUUGAUUUGUUUAAAUCUCGGGAUGUUUAUCAAGAGUAUUGCAUGUUUCGGACCUUCAUCUGGUGUGACUGCAUUUUCCAAAGCAGACCGCCGUUCGAGAUGUAGUAAUGUUUGUCAAGAGUACAGACCAAUGAGAUUAUUCGAUAACAGUGCUGUCCACUGCAAAUUACAGUCACGGUAUAUCGGUUUAAAUUCCUGUCCCCAACGGCCCACCAUAUCUUACGUACUGAUAAAAUGAACCUUCAACAGUCAGCAAAGGAGUCCUCAAAGUCUGUAUCUGUAUAUGGAAUACAUGUGUCUGUAUAUGGAAUACAUGUUCUGUAUAUGGAAUACAUGUAUCUGUAUAUGGAAUACAUGUUCUGUAUAUGGAAUACAUGUAUCUGUAUAUGGA
Molecule: messenger RNA, 3225 nt
Organism: Pecten maximus
Lineage: Eukaryota; Metazoa; Mollusca; Bivalvia; Pectinida; Pectinidae
Product: cytochrome P450 CYP12A2-like
Exons: 10
Coding region: 1-2322 (773 amino acids)
Molecular function (GO): monooxygenase activity; hydrolase activity, acting on ester bonds; heme binding
Source: RefSeq, a predicted model, not a curated record